Molecule: messenger RNA, 848 nt
Organism: Trematosphaeria pertusa
Lineage: Eukaryota; Fungi; Ascomycota; Dothideomycetes; Pleosporales; Trematosphaeriaceae
Exons: 2
Coding region: 111-848 (245 amino acids)
Source: RefSeq, a predicted model, not a curated record
CUUCCCGAAAGAGCAAAUAAUGCACACAACACCAGCAAACAACCUGCCAACACACACACACAGAACAGAAGCGCGAAGAUUAAAACAACCCAACCCAAAGCUCGAACGUAAUGACAAGCCAUCAACCCCAUCGACCCCAGCAACGCCCCAGCAAAUCCAUUUCCGCUUCCGCUUCCGCCACCAACAUGACCACUCCCCAACCACCGCCCUACCCUCGCCACACUACUACUGCUGCUGCUCCUAAACUCAUCCUCCGCUUCCCAAAGCACAUCUGGAACGCCUAUACUCCCAGCUCUUCCUCUACCCCUACUCCUAUCCCUAUCCCUAUCCCUUCAUCCCUUUCAUCCCGCAAACCCAAACCCAAACCCAAACCCCCAGCCCCGUCUCCGAAGUCAGCGCCAAAGCGCUGCUCCUUCCGCCCCGGCCGCGCGUUCCACUACGGGCCGCACAGCGUGACGUACGAGGCGCCGUGCCUGCGGGAGACGUGUGCGAAUUGUCGGCGGUGGUAUGGGGGGAGUGGACUUGUUGUUGCGGAGGAGCAGGAGGAUGGGGAGGAUGAGGAGCGCAGAAAGAGAAAGAAAAUCAGAAAGCUAGAGGGAAAGGAGAAGAGAACAAGAAGACCCAACCAGCGCACUGGCACGCCCACGCUCACGCUGCGUCUGCGCUACCAACAGCCGCGCUCUACGCAGCCCGCGAAGAGAAAGGACGACAAGCCGCAGGAACCGCUGAAGGGCAUUCUCAAGCCUCCGUCACCGACGUUCGACAGCAAGGAGAGAGUGUUGGGCCGAGAUGCGGGAGGCAGAUAUGCGGGCGGUGGGGGGAGGGGGAAGAAAGUGCGGUUUAGGUAG